Messenger RNA from Erigeron canadensis, 599 nucleotides. Its product is annotated as heavy metal-associated isoprenylated plant protein 28. Lineage: Eukaryota; Viridiplantae; Streptophyta; Magnoliopsida; Asterales; Asteraceae. Gene Ontology annotation, molecular function: metal ion binding. The record is from RefSeq and is a predicted model, not a curated record. The transcript is spliced from 3 exons. Bases 86 to 553 code for a protein of 155 amino acids.
CACAAUACAAGAAGAAGAUCAAUCCAAGCACGAAUUAAUAGAUCGAGAUAUCUUUAAUCGACGUACCAUUGCAUAAACAUCCGUCAUGGCGAUCAUAGAAAUGCGAGUACAUAUAGAUUGUCCAGGAUGUGAGAACAAGAUCCGAAAAGCUCUUCAAAGACUCAAAGGAGUGGAGAACGUAGAAAUAGACACGGGGUUACAAAAGGUAACGGUCACAGGAAUCGCGGACCAGAAGAAGGUGUUGAAGACGGUAAGGAAGACAAGCCGGCAAGCUGAAAUAUGGAACGUACCCUAUAAUCCAGAAAUCCGAAGCCAUAACUACAAUGUUAAUCAAUAUGCACCACAACAACAACAAAAUGGUGGUUCCGUCCCAGGCCCAUCUGGGACGUUUUACACCCGCCAGCCAGCUUCAGCGUCAUCAUACAACUACUACAAGCAUGGUUACGAUAAUCAACAGGGCUAUAACCCGGUACAAUCAUCUGGAUUAAUUGGACACCAAACUGGUGCUGCCUUUAGCGAUGACAAUACCAAUGCUGCCUGUAACAUCAUGUAGCUUAGUUAUAAUUAACAAGCUUAAUUUAUUAAGUUCUAACAUACUU